This is a messenger RNA of Rhinichthys klamathensis goyatoka, 819 nucleotides long. Its product is annotated as putative nuclease HARBI1. Bases 1 to 819 code for a protein of 272 amino acids. Lineage: Eukaryota; Metazoa; Chordata; Actinopteri; Cypriniformes; Leuciscidae. The record is from RefSeq and is a predicted model, not a curated record. The transcript has a single exon.
AUGGAGGUGGUGGGUGAUGGCCUGGGGCUCAGGAAGUCUUCAGUCAGCAAAACUGUGACAACAGUAACACCUUUGCUGUUACAGCUGAUGAAGAGCAUCCUGGUUUUCCCCAAAACUCCUGAGGAAAUACAGCUGGCCAAUCAACAAUUCUAUGAUAUUGACAACAUCCCCAGAGUGAUUGGCAUCAUUGAUGGCACCUUAAUCCCAGUAUUAAGCCCUAAGGUAAAUGAGCCCUUGUACAUUUGCAGGAAGGGCUAUCCAGCCAUUAAUGUUCAAGUAGUGUGUGAUCACCAGGGAAUGUUCACUGACAUUGUGGCAAAAUGGCCUGGAAGCACACAUGACUCUUUUGCAUGGGCCAAUUCUGCAAUUUGCCAGAUGGCUGAAGAAGGUGGCUUUGGUGAUAGCUGGCUGCUGGGAGACAGUGGAUAUCCUCUUCGCCCCUACCUUUUGACACCUGUGCAGCAUCCAGCCACCAUUGCAGAGGAAAGGUUUAAUCAGGCCCAUGGAAGGACACGCUCUAUAGUGGAGAGGACUAUAGGACUGUGGAAACAACGUUUUCGCUGCAUCAGCAAGUCCAGUGGUGGCCUAAAGCUAAACCCUACCAAAAGCUGUUCUGUUAUUGUGGUUACUGCAAUUCUCCACAACAUUGCAGUCAGGGAAAAUGUCCAGCUUCCUGAAGAGGAAGUUGGAGCCGAUGGUGAGGAAGAUGCUGUUUCUGAUGAUGAUGAUGAUGAUCCUUUGAACCCACAUCAAGGCAGAAUGCAUCCUGCAGAAGCAGAAGUCAGAGAACUUUUAAUUCAGAAUAUGUUUGGAUGGUAG